AUGAGCGGAGCAAUCUUUCAAUCAGAGCUGUCAAGCCUGAUACAAGAGUCAAAAAGAAAGCAUCUAGACGUCAGAGCUGCAGCAGAGAAGUCCCUUGGUGAGCUGAAGGCCCUUCGCAUCACUUCCGAGGCACAGCUUGCCGCGGAUCUGCUUCGCAAGCCAUCUUUCGUCGAGCCUUUCAUUCUUGCAUGCAAGUCACGCAAUACAAAAUUAGUCUCCAGCAGUGUUAUAUGUCUACAAAGGCUGGCAGCGAGUCAUGCUCUGCCCCCUGAACAACUCAAGGAUGUUCUUGAGGCACUUCGAGAAGUGACUUCUUCUGGCUUCGAUGUACAGAUCAAGAUAUUACAAACACUCCCAUCACUCCUUCAGACUUACGCUUCUGACUUAUACGGAGGGCUUCUGUUCACUUGUCUUGACAUUUGUGGAGCUUUACAGAGCAGCAAAACCACAGUUGUGAGCAGUACAGCUUCUGCCACUUUUCAGCAACUCGUUUCAAGCGCAUUCGAGAGAAUCACCGACGAGGAUGCUGCUGCUGACUCGGAUACGGUGAGGAAAGUCAGCAUCGGAGCUGGAACUGUAAGGCUGAAGAAAGCUGCGUCUGAUGGCUUCGAUAUCUUCAGUGACCUUUGCAGCAUUGCGGACGGUGUGGGAACACAACGUCUAAAUCCCAACACCAUACCUCUGGUCUUUGCUCUUGACAUAAUAGUCACCGUCCUGGAGAGCAAUGAGAAUGUAUUCCAGACUCAUCACGAAUUGCUGUUCAUCUGUCGGACUAGACUAGCGCCUGCCCUCCUCCGACAUAUACCUGCAAAACAUCCUUUUUCUGCCACUAUCAGGUCAUUAAGAGUACUCUAUCAAUUGAUCAGUCGGCAAUUCGAGCAUCUUCAAGAGGAGAGCGAGAAGGCUUUGGACCUCCUAAUACAUCUUCUUGAACUGGAGGCGUCACAAGGCUGGAAACGUGCAGCCUGCAUGGAGCUUCUGCGUAAACUCGUUCUCAACUUCCCUUUGCUCCGCCAAAUCUUCCUCACCUUCGAUCUGCAGGAAGAUCGUAAAGAUAUUGUCAGUAAACUUAUGGCAGCACUUGCCAAAAUUGCUGCAGAGAAACCAACAAUCAUCGGCCUGAGUCAUCAAUCAACCAUGCCGGCUCGACAAAUUGAUAGUGAAGAAGAUAGACCAGAGCAAGCUCCCCUGGAAGCAGCAGGAGUGGAAGGUAUCAUUGGAAGCACUGUUACUGCAGAAUCUCACAUCACUGGCAUUGGUAAUGCAUGGAGCCUGCCGAAGACGCCAUGCUUGGAACAGCUUGACAAGAAUGACGCUUCCGAUUUGCCGGAAACCUAUAUCUAUAGCAUGGUUCUUGACUGCAUAUAUUCAUUUUCUGAAGGACUGGCAAAAUUUGUUAUGCCACUGAGCCUUACUCGUAGUGCGAGAAAGAGGGGCCAGGCGCAGAUCGAUGAGCAAUUCCAGGACGGCAAUGACAGAAAUGUCAGUUCUGAAGAGAGCAGAAGCGCGGCAGCAACUCCGGUUCAGGAGCCACAGAAAGUCUUGAGGCCAGUCAGUGCCUUGAAACUGACAUCAAAUUCACAAUCUGAAUCAAUCCGGACGGCUGCGGCACUUGUCACUUUCUGUUGGCCGGCAUUUCUGGCCACUUGCGCGACAUUCCUCAACGCCGCGCUAGAUGCAGAAUUGUAUCACAACCUAGUUCGAGCAGUCCAGAAGUUAGCGCAGGUUGCUGGCGUAUUAGAACUUUCAACGCCGAGAGAUGCACUUUUGACAACUCUAUCAAAGGCCGCUGUUCCUCCUCAAGCCCUUCAAAUUGGUCAAAAUACAAACUUUGGCAAAACUGAACGAUACUUUGCGACUAAGAGUACUGAGCAGGCAGAAUUAGUUGCCACCCAAUCUGUCAGCGCGUCUGUUAUAGAGAGCCCAGUCUCGAACAAAGCAAGUGUAUCAAUACUAACCACGCGCAACCUUCUGUGCGUGCGAGCACUAUUGCAUCUUGGUAUAGCUUUGGGACCAACGCUCAGCGAACAAGCAUGGUUUAUUUUGCUAGAGACACUACAAGAGGCAGAGCGUCUCAUCAUGUUAUCCUCGAGAUUACAGGUAAAUCAGAAUAGGAAGCUCGCAGAUGACGUGUCAAGCAGCAAAAAUGGUACUAGCCCGUUGAAUCUAACUGGUGAAAUUGUUGCGGUUGAGACGGCUUCGAAGAAGAUGUUUGCCACUUCCAGCGAUUAUGAAAAUGAUGCUUUCCUAGGUCUCCUCAGAGCACUCUUUAGUUUGUCUACCUCGACCGGGUGCAUUGACGACCGCAAAGAUGUUGCUAGCUCAAAUCCUAACCCAGCUCCCCGGCACGUUGGGCGUAUCCAUCAGUCAUCCCGGAGCAUAUCAGGGACUUCAAUCAAGGCGGCCACAGAAGACAAUGAAGUUCUUUUUGUAUUAACCAAGACCAGUGAGAUAGCAAAGUCAAAUCUGCAAAGACUAGUCACACAGCCUGCAAACUCUAGUGGCUGGUCCUUGAUUACUGCUAGGCUUCUGCAGGUGGUGAGGUCGACCUUCACCCUUGCCGACAUACGAUUACGAGCUGCAAGUCUUCUGGACACAGUUGUCCUUGGCACGCUACAAAUCUUGGAUGAGCAAGAUGAGCAAUUGCAGAGAGUUGUUCAAGAGCGAGGUGUGUUAGUUUUGAAUAGUCAGGUUGAGGGCCUCUACCAGCAAAGCACAUCUUCAUUGUCCGAGACUAGCAGCGUGGAUCUCGCUAUCCACGAACGUGCAAUUGAAGCCCUCAGCUCCAUUGUUGAGCACCAUGGAGAAAAUCUGCUUAUCAGCUGGGAGAUGAUCUUCAAGCUGGCUGGAACUAGCUUUGAAGAGCGCGCACCACCAUUCGACAGCGACAUUCAGGAUGAUACGCAAGCCACAGAAAUACGCUCUAGAAGCGUAACUCUGACAUCAACCGCGUUUCGGUUGCUACAACUGAUCGGUUCUGACUUCCUAAAUCUCGUGCCACUAAAUCAUCUACUUGACUUUAUAGAUAUUCUUCUGCUCUUUGGUCGCCAACAUGAUGAUCUGAACGUGUCACUGACAAGUACAACCUUCUUCUGGAACUUGGCAGACUUUUUACAUUCGAGUCCAAAUCACCCUUCGUUGAGCGGGUUCUCAGAUGUACCUACCGAGGAAUUCCUGCUUGGGAAGGUCAAUGGCAGUAAAAACCCCGCAGAUGUUAUCGAUUCGCUUUGGCUCGUGCUCCUUUUGCGCCUCAAUGUCUUGACGGUCGACCCCCGAUUAGAGAUGCGCAAGGGCGCCAUUCGGGUUAUGCUGCGUAUAUUGGAUGCAUCUGGGCCAUACCUUUCCCCUCGAGGCUGGUAUAUCUGCCUGACCACCGUGGUUGAGCGUCUACUCAAAUCUCAUGCUUUAUUACUCAGCAAUAUGCGGAAAGAAGGCUUACAAAAUGAUCCGACGAUGUGUGAUGAGUGGUAUGCCUCGACAGUCGCUGUGCUAGAAGGUAGCAUAAACCUUGUCUGCCAUUUUAGCUCAACUAUAAUCGCGGAUGAGCAUUUCCAUUUAUUCUGGGAGCAAUUCUUUGAUCUCCUCGGAUCCAUUCUCACUAAUCCAUCGCUUGCAGUAUCGCUUGCAGUAUUUCGUGGCGUGGCAUCACUGUUCUUGUCUCUCGGAAAGGCUGACUACCGCAAUGUCCUCACCGCCGAGGCGGCCUUGAAGCUUUGGAUCAACCAUCAUCCAGCAAACGUUGUGGACCACUUCCAGAUUGAGAGUGUUUCGACGAAGAGUCAUGAUUCAAAUGAGGAGGCGUUUACAGCGCAUGCGGAAGCGUUAGUUCGGAUUAGUGAAGCACUACCAUCAGUACAGCUAGGUCAGAUUGCUGCAGAAGACAUAAUGAAGGCUCUAAGAAAGACAGUACUACAAUGUGUGCAUCUUCCUUACGGAUCUGACGUUCAGAAAACGGCUCCUGAGCAGGAGAGUGUAAUAAGUAUUCUUCAGCUCCUAUCAAGGACUGAGACUUCCAAGAGCACAGAGUAUUUCAAGAUCCUGUUCGACUUCAUCAAGGUCGCCUGCGAAGACGAGACUGAGCUGGAAAUGGAUCCAUCCUUUGACUGGCCGACUAAGCAAGGUCCAACCUUACUUAACGCUCAGAGCCUGUCGUUAGUUGCUUUUGCUUCCAAGUGCAUUGACAUACUCGAAAACAAUGUGAUAAGAGCGAUUCAGGAAGAAUCACUGCUGAACACGUCACAGACUGUAUGCUCGGCCAUAAUAGCCUUGUCUAACACCGUUAAGUCUAAGUACACGGCAAAGGGUCAGCGUGGAGACCCGUUGAUUUGGCGUAAGGCCACGGUUUCCGGACUUACAAUUGUUGAGGCAGUGGGCUUGCGCAGCUACAAAAUCAUGGACAAAGAGGAGUUGCUUGCUUUGAAAGAGAUCUAUGGCUCAGCUGUUGAGCUAGCCAAUGGCAUUCUCGCCGCUGGUGGCCUGGUGAAUUUGGAGCGACCUCCUGAAGACAGUGUCAUACUGGCAGACGAGGAGCACGAUAUAGCAGCUUUCAGACGUCUGUCGUUGAGUUUGAUACCAGCAUUGACCAGGCUAAAGGAACUUCAAGUUGCAGCUCCUCAGCGAAUGCCUUCUGACAUACACCGCCGAUUUGUUAUCAGCCUCUUUCACGCCUCUAUGGUUGCUACUCCACAAUUCGCCGACCUUCCGUCAGAUCUCUUCUCCUCUCCUCUAUCCUCAUUUUUGCGGAUUCGCCCAGGCACCAUCAAAGAGCUCGCUUACCACGCUCGAAGCAAAAUACCAUACCUAGCUCUUGACACGAUGUUCAAGCUCAUCGCAGCACUCGAUGAUGACACCAUGCAAGACGCCGCUAGUGUCGCAGGUCAUUUGGAAUUCGCCAAGAUAGUCGCGCCUUACGUGCUUCUCCGAGCCGCCCACACUUUCAAGUCUUUCGUCGCCGAUCAGCCGCUUCGGGGACCAAUGCCAAUGCCGUCGAAGCUCCGUGCAGAGAUGCUACAUGUGCUCAGAUUAUGCCUUGAGCUUCGAUCAGAGGAUGGAGCUUUUCUUGGCAAGCCAGGAUCGCAUACCUGCCUUGGUCGAGAUGGUAGGAGACAUCUGAGGGUGCUGUAUCCGCUCAUAGUCCAAAUGUGGAAGGUUUGGAGAAGGGUGCCUCGGUAUGGAUUUCCGUGGAUCGCUGACUCGGACGGUGUGGAGAUUGAAAAAUGCCUUCAGCGCUGGGUCGAAAUCUGUGGUGAACACUGGGAGCUUGCGAACCUCGAGUCAUGA
Endocarpon pusillum Z07020 is the source of this 5280-nucleotide messenger RNA. RefSeq lists its product as uncharacterized. Bases 1 to 5280 code for a protein of 1759 amino acids. Lineage: Eukaryota; Fungi; Ascomycota; Eurotiomycetes; Verrucariales; Verrucariaceae. The record is from RefSeq and is a predicted model, not a curated record. The transcript has a single exon.